Panicum hallii is the source of this 4120-nucleotide messenger RNA. RefSeq names its product probable galacturonosyltransferase 3. The transcript has 9 exons. The record is from RefSeq and is a predicted model, not a curated record. Gene Ontology annotation, molecular function: polygalacturonate 4-alpha-galacturonosyltransferase activity. NCBI's taxonomy places the organism in Eukaryota, Viridiplantae, Streptophyta, Magnoliopsida, Poales, Poaceae. Bases 153 to 2261 code for a protein of 702 amino acids.
AACCCAUUUUGGCCAGAAAAUAGAAUUUUUUUGAAAAGAUUCGUCAUUCUUCUUCCUCCUACCAACAUCCUCCCAGCUCUCGUCACCUCCCCUAAUAAGAAGAAAAAAUAAGAAAAAGAAAAUUCAUAUCCCCAUCACUCCAGUCCCCGUCCAUGGCGUCCUCCUCCACCGCCGCCUCCUCGUCGGCGGCUGCGGCAGCGUAUCCCAGAGCCCCCUUCUCCCUGCGGCGGCGCCCGGGUCUCCUCGCCCUCCUCUUCGUCUUCCUCUGCUUCAUCUCCUUCCAGGUCGUGAUCCAUGUGCCCUCCGCCAGAUCGGCGGUGUCCCAGUGGCUCUUCUCCGGUCACCAAGGUGAGCACCAGCGUCCCAAGAACUGCCCUGGGUGUGGCAAUUCACAGGAUGUGGGUAGUGCUGACAAGACGAUUGCAUACACCGACCAGUAUGGCCGGAUCAAGCUGUUCAAAGUCACCGCCAGAGAGUUGGCGUCAUCCUCUAUCUGGGAGAACCCAUGGUUGCCCAGAGAUAGUCAACCGAUAGCCAGAACCGUACAUGCUGAAUACCACCAUCAAGAGGCUGCUGAGGAUCUUCUACUAGCCAAUGGAUUAGAAACCACCAAUCUUUCAAGUGCAGAAACUCUGGCAACUAAAAGCGUUGAUCCUAUCAAAUUAAAGCGACAGGUAUUUCGGCGUAGAAGAAAGGAGCGGAGGGUACAGGAGUUGCUUCAGGUGGAUAAGAAGGUUGAACUUGAGAUGCGAAAUGCGGCGAUAAACAGCUCAAGGAACUUUGAUAAUAAAGUUAGGGGCAGCUACAACAUAUGGAGGCCAGAGUUCCGCCUUACUAAUACAGAUUCAACCCUAAGGCUCAUGAAAGAUCAGAUAAUAAUGGCCAAGUUAUAUGCCACUAUUGCAAUCUCCCAGAAGGAACCAGACAUGUAUGCCUUGCUCAUGAAGUGCAUAAAAGAAAGCCAAACAGCCAUUGGGGAUGCACUUAUCGAUAGCGAACUCGAUUCGAGUGCUUUAGAGAGAGCAAAAGCAAUGGGGCAUGUGCUCUCUUCGGCUAGAGAUGUUCUGUACAGCUCGAGUGAAGUAUCAAGAAAAUUGCGUGUUAUGCUGCAGUCUACGGAACUAGAUAUCGAUGCAGUUAAGAAACAGAAUUCAUUCCUGGUUCAGCAUGCUGCAAAGACUGUCCCCAUGCCCUUGCACUGCCUACAUAUGCAGCUGACUACCGAUUAUUAUUUUCGUGAUGGUGUGACGAAGGAGCAUUUUCAUGAUGCUGCUUUGAAGGAGGAAGAAAAUAAAGCAAAGCUUGAGGAUAGGUCACUCUAUCACUAUGCUAUAUUUUCUGAUAAUGUGCUUGCAGCCUCAGUAGUUGUCAGAUCAACUGUGACAAAUGCCAAUGAACCAGAGAAGCAUGUGUUCCACAUUGUCACUGAUAGACUUAAUUUUGCAGCCAUGAAGAUGUGGUUCAUUGCUCAUCCUCCCCAGCUGGCUACUGUGCAUGUGGAGAACAUAGACAAUUUCAAGUGGCUCAAUUCAUCGUACUGUUCUGUUCUGCGGCAACUUGAGUCAGCUCGGCUCAAAGAAUAUUACUUCAAAGCACAUGAUCCAUCAUCACUUUCUGAUGGAAACGAGAAUCUAAAGUACAGGAACCCCAAAUAUUUGUCUAUGCUCAACCAUUUAAGGUUCUACAUGCCAGAAAUACACCCGAAGCUUGAAAAGAUACUGUUUCUCGAUGAUGAUAUUGUUGUGCAGAAGGAUUUGACGCCCCUAUGGGAUAUUGAUCUUAAAGGGAUGGUAAAUGGUGCCGUUGAAACCUGUAAAGAGAGUUUUCAUCGCUUUGACACUUAUCUCAACUUCUCACACCCAAAGAUAUCAGAGAACUUCGAUCCACGUGCUUGUGGGUGGGCGUUCGGAAUGAACAUUUUUGACCUGAAGGAGUGGAGGAAGCGAAAUAUCACUGGAAUAUACCAUUAUUGGCAAGAUUUGAAUGAGGAUCGCAAGCUGUGGAAGCUGGGUACAUUGCCUCCGGGACUAAUUACUUUCUACAACCUGACAUACCCAUUGAAUCGUACUUGGCAUGUCUUGGGACUUGGAUAUGAUCCAGCUGUUGACAUUGCUGAGAUCGAUAAUGCUGCGGUAGUUCAUUACAACGGGAAUUACAAGCCCUGGCUUGACCUUGCCAUUUCCAAGUACAAUCCGUACUGGUCCAAGCAUGUACAUCUUGACAGCUCGCAUGUUCAGCAUUGCUAUGCGAGUAAACAAUGACAUCGGCAUCACUUAUUAACAACCGCUCUCUAGGCGAUUGCUUUGAGCACAGCACACCAAGCUGGAUGAUGGCAGCCAAACAUUCCUUCGUUCUGGUUAUAUCUCUUGUAGCAUUUCUCUUGUUUGCUUCAUCAUGAAGCCAGAUUCUGGAAUCUGCUAUUUCCAUGACCUUAUCAGGAAGAGCAGCCUUGGCAAAGUAAUGUAGGCUUAACCCAUCUCUGAACAUAUCAUCUGUUGGGCUUCUUCCUAUAAACAUCUCAAUUAAAGUAAUGCCGAGACUGUAUACUGCAAGCCCUUCUCCAUAUUCUAAAAUAGAUUAGAACAAUUUGGAGCAUAAAUAAGUAUGUGCAAAACUUGUUUAACAAACAUACAGCUAAUUGAAUCUAAUAAUGUAAAGCAGAUAGAGAAGCAUAUUGAAGUUACCUGGGGCAACAUAUCCUAUGGAGCCUCUUAUUCUGAUGGUGCUAUUUGAAUUUAAGAAGUUUUUCUUGCAGCUCCAUUUAGAAUUCUAGCAGUGACAAGAUCUCCAACACAAGCGCUCAUGUCCUGAGUAAGAAGAAUGUUGCUGGGCUUGAGAUCGCAGUGGAUGAUUGAUGUCUGGCAACCAUUAUGAAGGUAGUCUACAGCUUCAAUGUCAACAGUAAUAUCUAACCUCUGUUCCAAGGUGAGUGCUCCAUUUCCACUUGGCUUUCAGUAUCUGAGUGGAUCCAGCUAUCCAAAGCUUCCAUUAGGCAUGAAGUCGAAGACUAGUACUCUGAAGUCUUGACCUUGGUGGUUGUUGCACAGGAUGUGAUGACCUUUACAAGGCAUCGGUGCCUCACCCUUCACAGUGCUUCACAUCCAGCCUGGAAACUUUUGUGCAAUCCUGGUUGCUUAAGAUUAAAUACCUUGACAGCCACAGGAACACCAUGAUUUUGUACAGUACCUCUGUACUGUACCAUAUCUUCCCUUCCCCGAUUGGUAUCUGAGAAUCCAUGGGUUGCUUUGAGUAUUGCAUCUUAUGAGGAGAUGACAGUUGUGAUUUCUUCACUGCCGCCUUAAGACCUUCUGCAAAGAAAUGCAGCUAAAGCAAGCCCAGAGAAUAAAACCAGGAUAGCUCCUGUUUUAGGCACUUCUAUCCUAAGAGACAGUGACAUGGCAUUCUUAUUUUUCCUUGCAGGAGAGUCUGGACAUUGUGGUAGAAGGUAGAUGGAGCUGUGGUAUUCCACCACAUUACUCAUUGUUUCCAACUAUUGAUAGCCCAGUUAGAUUCUUGAAAACCCCUUCUUUUGGUACUUCACCUUGUAAAUUAUUGAAGGAUAGAUCAAGGCGUAGCAGCUAUGUUGAAUUACCUAGGAGUUCUGGGAUUGGUCCUGAUAAAUUAUUGGGGGCAAGGUGCAACUCAUGCAAGUUGACAAUGCUACCUAGGUUCCCUGGGAUGCUGCCCUUCAGUUUGUUGUCUGUCAAAUUCAAUAGAGUGAGGCCUUUUAUAUUCUUCAGCAUGGAAGGUAUGCUUCCAUGUAACGAAUUUCCGUCCAUUAAAACGAAUUCUAGCGAUAGGAUUGGUACCUUCUGUGAUCAUGACAUUUGGAACAACCAAGCUUGACAUCCAAUCACUGUCAAAGUAAAGACCGUGCUGAGUUGAAUAUAGGAAAACCAAACCCUUUUUCAUUUUGUAUAGACAGAAAAUCUACUCGCUGAGAAUUGAUGAAAAUCAUAUAAAGAUGCAAACUUCUGAGUCAGCCGACGACAGGAGGCAACAAAUACGUCAGCAAUUCGCCAAGGUUAUGGUUAGCACAGAUCCUUACAGCUCGUCCAAAGUCAUCUAUCUAUCUAAGCUGACACGCGUAUCAAGCACAUACGGUACCUAAUAGCCAUGA